Chinchilla lanigera (long-tailed chinchilla) is the source of this 3929-nucleotide messenger RNA. It is a transcript of the gene Sall4, whose product is annotated as spalt-like transcription factor 4. The record is from RefSeq and is a predicted model, not a curated record. Gene Ontology annotation, biological process: regulation of transcription by RNA polymerase II. Gene Ontology annotation, cellular component: nucleus. Bases 72 to 3227 code for a protein of 1051 amino acids. The transcript has 4 exons. Lineage: Eukaryota; Metazoa; Chordata; Mammalia; Rodentia; Chinchillidae. Gene Ontology annotation, molecular function: DNA-binding transcription factor activity, RNA polymerase II-specific; RNA polymerase II cis-regulatory region sequence-specific DNA binding.
UCCCAACUCCAGGAAUUUGUGGCGGAGAGGGCAAAUAACCGCGGCUCUCCCGGCGCCCCGAUGCUGGCACCAUGUCCAGGCGCAAGCAGGCGAAACCCCAGCACAUCAACUCCGAGGAGGACCAGGGCGAGCAGCCUCCGCAGCAGCCGACCCCAGAGCUCGCAGAUGCGGCCCCAGCGGCGCCGGCGGCGGGGGAGCCGGGUGUGCCAAUGACCCACCCCGGGAACUGCGAGGAAGGGAGCGGAGACAAAAGCGCGGGAAAGCGGCCCCGGCGAGAGGAGACCCACGUGUGCGACAAGUGCUGUGCCGAGUUCUUCAUUCUCUCUGAGUUCCUGGAACACAAGAAAAAUUGCACUAAAAUUCCACCCGUCCUCAUCAUGAACGACAGUGAGGGGCCGCUACCUCCUGAGGACUUCUCCCGAGCCAUGCUGAGCCACCAGCCCCUGAGCCCGGGCAGCAGGGACGGGCCCAGAGAGCGGAGCGGAGGCUCAGGGGAUGCCAAGGAGAGGCCGGGCGCGGAGUCGGUCCUGUACCUGAAGACGGAGACUGCUCUGCCCCCCGUCCCACAGGACAUAAGCUAUCUACCCAAAGGCAAAAUGACCAACACUAACGUGACUCUGCAGGCGCUCCGGGGCACCAAGGUGGCGGUGAACCAGCGCAGCGCAGACGCGCCCCCCGUGCCCGUGCCCGGCGCCAACAGCAUCCCGUGGGUGCUGGAGCAGAUCCUGUGUCUGCAGCAGCAGCAGCUGCAGCAGAUCCAGCUCACGGAGCAGAUCCGCAUCCAGGUGAACAUGUGGGCCGCGCACGCCCUGCACUCGGGCGUGGCUGGUGCCGACACCCUGAAGACCCUGGGCAGCCACGUGUCCCAGCAAGUGUCCGCCGCUGUGGCCCUGCUCAGCCAGAAGGCCGGAAGCCAGGGUCUGUCUCUGGACGCCUUGAAACAAGCCAAGCUACCUCACGCCAACAUCCCUCCCACCCACGGCUCCCUGUCCCCGGGGCUGGCGCCCUUUGCCCUGAAGCCGGAUGGGACCCGGGUGCUCCCGAAUGUCAUGUCUCGCCUUCCGGGUGCUUUGCUACCUCAGGCCCCGGGCUCUGUGGUCUUCCAGAGCCCUUUCUCCACUGUGGCGCUAGACCCAUCCAAGAAAGGGAAGGGGAAGCCGCCCAACAUCUCCGCGGUGGAUGUCAAACCCAAAGAUGAGGCGGCCCUCUACAAGCACAAGUGUAAGUACUGUAGCAAGGUUUUCGGGACUGAUAGCUCCUUGCAGAUCCACCUCCGCUCCCACACUGGAGAGAGACCCUUCGUGUGCUCUGUCUGUGGUCAUCGCUUCACCACCAAGGGCAACCUCAAGGUGCACUUUCACCGCCACCCCCAGGUCAAGGCAAACCCCCAGCUGUUUGCUGAGUUCCAGGACAAAGUGGUGGCAGGCAGUGGCGUCCCCUGCACACUCUCUGUCCCUGUCCCUGUCCCUGUCGUAGAUGAGUCGAGUCUCUCUUUAGACAGCAAACCUGUCCUGGUAACGGCGACCCCUCCCGUAGGGCUACCUCAGCAUAUCCCCUCAGGGCCCAACCCCAAGGACCUGCUGGGUGGCCCGCCUCUGCCCAGCGAUCUGCAGCCCGGGCCCUCCCCAGAAAGGGAGGGGGGACCUACGCCACCCGGGCUGGGGCCCACCCAGCAUCCCCCGAGGGUUGGUGGCUUCCAGGGAAGUGGGCCCCCCGAGCCCGGGUCGGAGACCCUGAAAUUGCAGCAGCUGGUAGAGAACAUCGACAGGGCCCCCACCGACCCCAAUGAAUGUGUCAUUUGCCACCGAGUCUUAAGCUGCCAAAGCUCCCUUAAGAUGCAUUACCGCACGCACACCGGGGAGAGGCCCUUCCCCUGUAAGGUCUGUGGCCGAGCUUUUUCCACCAAAGGCAACCUGAAGACGCACCUCGGGGUGCACCGAACCAGCACGUCCGUGAAGACGCAGCAUUCGUGCCCCAUCUGCGAGAAGAAGUUCACCAACGCAGUCAUGCUGCAGCAGCAUAUUCGCAUGCACAUGGGUGGCCAGAUCCCCAACACGCCCCUGCUGGAGAGUCCCUGUGACUUCGCGGGUCCAGAGCCCGCCCCGGUGGGUGAGAGCAGCGGCGCCGGCGCCGUCUGCCAUGACGAUGUCGAAAGCAUCGACGUCGAUGAGAUCGGCUCCUCGAAGGUGCUCAUGCCACUUCCCGGCACCCACAUGGCGUCGCCCACUCUGGGGUACUCAGUGGUGGCUUCCCAGGAGGCCCUGGGGAAGGCGGGUCCCGCCCCGCUGGGCCUGCAGCGCCAGAGCAGCCGAGAGAACGGCUCUGGGGAGAGCGACGGGCUGACCAACGACGACUCCUCCCUCAUGGGCGACCAGGAGUGCCCGAGCCGAAGCCCGGACGCCAUGGAAACCAUGUCCUUCCAGGCCCUGUCCCCAGCCAAUAGCCAGGCGGAAAGCAUCAAGUCACGGUCCCCCGAUACCGGGGUCAAAGCCGAGAGCUCCGAGAACAGCCGCCCUGAUACGGAAGGUCGAAGCAGUCUCCCGCCAGCGUUCAUCCGCACCCAGCCCACCUAUGUCAAAGUUGAAGUUCCCGGCAUGUUUGUCGGCCCCUCGGCCAUGUCCCCGGGCAUGACGCCUCUGUUGGCCGCCCAGCCCCGCCGGCAAGCCAAGCAACACGCCUGCACCCGGUGCGGGAAGAACUUCUCCUCGGCCAGUGCCCUGCAGAUCCACGAACGGACGCACACCGGAGAGAAGCCUUUCGUGUGCAACGUGUGCGGGCGAGCGUUUACCACCAAAGGCAACCUGAAGGUCCACUACAUGACCCACGGGGCCAACAAUAACUCAGCUCGCCGUGGGAGGAAGCUCGCCAUAGAGAACACCAUGGCUCUGCUGGGUACCGAUGGGAAGCGCGCGCCGGAAAUGUUUCCCAAGGAGCUCCUGUCGCCCUCGGUGGGUGUGGACCCGGUGGUGUGGAACCAGUACACCAGCAUGCUCAACGGCGGCCUGGCCAUGAAGACCAAUGAGAUCUCGGUGAUCCAGAGCGGAGGGAUCCCCACCCUUCCUGUGUCCCUGGGGGCCAGCUCCGUGGGCAGCAACGCCACCGCCUCCAAGAUGGACAGCUCCCAGUCUGGCGGCAGUGCCGACGCAGAAAAAUCAGGCGUUCCUGACGGCGUAGCCAAACACCAGUUCCCUCACUUCCUGGAAGAGAACAAGAUCGCAGUCAGCUAAGCUCGCGGAGCAGUCUGGCGAAAAGAGGGUGCGGAUGGGAACGCAGAGGGACGCAGAUCCCCUGCGUCCUUUUUUCUUACUGAUAUGCAAAUGAUGUUUACGGUGGUGACCCAACCUGGGCUGUUCUACAAUCACAAUUGUUACUAUGCUGCUUUGCAAAAAAAAAGAAAAAGAAAACAAUUUUUUUAAAAAACCAAAAUUCAUACCAAAACAGACUAGAUUUUUUUUUUUUUUUUUUUGAUUUUGGAAAGAAGCGGGUCUUGCAAAGUAGCUUUUUUACUUGCAGCAAACUAUACACCUAGAAGCUUUGUCCAGCGUAGAGGGACUGUUUCCAAAGGCUGUCCCCGGCGUCCAGGUGCGCCAGUUGGAAUUUACCCAACCACAGUGGGAAAGAGAAUUAGGUAGCCUAACUGUGGGGGUGAGGUACUGGACACUUCCAUGCCAACUCUAUGCGGGUAAAUGGACAAAGGUCUGUCACCUCUUUAGGGGCCAAUUUGAUAUGGCUCCCCAAGCCUUUACCGUCUCGUUUUUGUUUUGUUGAAUGUACUUAAAAGGAAAAAAAAGUAACCAAGGUUGAAGAGUUAACAAAAUUACUUCCGCCUUAGGACCAUAAGUAGAUGCCUUGGCGUGGCCGUGCUUUAGUCCUUAGGGAGCCGGUGUGUGUGUUGCUGCUUAUUUAAAUACAGUCCAGCCAGGCGUGGU